AUGUAUAGCAACUGGGGCUGUGGGUGUAACAAUGGUGUUGAUGUCCUCAUCACCGUGUCAUCGUCGACGACCGUCGGCAUUUCAUCAAACAGAUUGCGGUCGCCGGUGAGCAUGUCGGCUGGCAUCUCGCGCUGGCGUUUCCUCAUGCCUCCGAACGAUGAUCCGCCUGCCAUCGGCAUGGCGUUGAGGUUGAUGGUUACCGACGCGGGCGUGGACGGGGCCACGAUGCUCACCUCCGACGAGCAUUCCGCGGAGAAGCGGCUGCCUUCCGGGUGGACAUGGAAGGCAGGAAUCGGCUGCAUGCAAGACGCGCAUGGCAACUCUGACAGCAUCAUCCGAGGAUAUGCUGACGAGCCCGUGCUAGCCGCAGUUGUGGCAACAACGGCGUUGACAAGCCCGUGCCACGGGCGCGCGUCCGGAGAGCAGAUCUAUGGAUGGAUAAACCCUGGCGACGUCAGAGCGCGCCCCACCAGUCGGUCACACACGCCGCGGCGCCACGGCCGGCACCCCCUGCGGGCGCGCACAUGGGAUGGGAGAGACGGGGGCACCACUCGCACUCGCUUCCUCCGCUCCCUUUCCCUUGCCGAUGUGAUCCCGCGCCGCCUGAGCCUCCCCUCCCACCUCGCGCGGAUCCCAUCGCCCCUCGCCGCGCCGCGCCCCCAGGAAAUGUCUCGCCACCACCACCACGACCCGGCCCCGCCGCCCUGCUGCUCCUGCUGCGCCUGCGGCUGCUCCCCGCCGCCCCCCGCGCCGUGCGGCGGCAGCGGCGGGGGAUACUACCCCGCGCCGUCUCCCCAGCCGGCGCCCGGGUCCGACCAGCUCCUCCACGCCAUCGCCGCGCAUCUCCUGCUCAACUCCGCGCCCCCGCCUCCCCCGCAGCCCCAGGCCCAACCGCCGCCCCAGCCCCAGCCCCAGCACCACCCGCAGCAGCCGCAACACCAGCCCCAGCCCCACCCUCAUCCCGCCGCGCACCACGCGAAUCUCUACGCCACCUACGCUUACCAGUACCAGCACCAGCAGCAGCAGCAGCAGGGAUCCGCCCCCCACGCGGCCUAUCCCCAGCCGCCCGCGCCCGCGCCGCCGCCGCCGCAGCAGCAUCACCAUCAGCACCAGCCGAACCCGCCCGACCAUGGCCAGCUCCUGCUCCACUCGCUCCUGCGCCGCGUGGCCGCGCUCGAGACCACCCUGCCGCACGCCUUCCCCUCCGUCUCGGCACCGCAUCCCCAGCAGCCCAACCCUCGCCGGCACCACCGCGCGCACGCGCACCAGGAGGACCCGCCCUCGCCCCCACCGCCGCGUCGCGCGCGCCGGGGGCCGCCGUCCGAGAGGGAGCUGGCGGCGCGCACGAUCCAGGAGCACUUCCGCCGCUUCCUGGCGCGGCGCUCCCGCACGCUGCGCCAGCUCAAGGAGCUCGCCAUGCUCCGUGCCAAGGCCGCGUCCCUCCGGGCGUCCCUCUCCGGCUCCGGCCACCGCCGGUGCAAGGACCCGAUGGCCAUCUCGGAGGCCGCCCUGGGCAUGCUCUACCGCGUCGACGGGAUCCAGGGAGGGGACCCUAUGAUCCGGGAGGGGAAGCACGCCGUGAGCCGGGAGCUCGGCCGCAUAUUGGAGUUUGUCGACAAGGUGCUCCUCAGAGAGCAGGAGGAGAUGAGCGGGGAUGGCGCAUUCGACGAUUAUCCUGAAGGUUGUCGUGGGGGGAAUCGCCCAACUGUGAACAAGAAGGUAAGUUUCCACGGUAAUGAGGCCAAUAACGAUGCCGAUGAGAGCUCCGAGAGCUCGAGUUCGGCCGAGGCAGAUGAGAGGAAGGCCGCAAACAACAAGAAGAGUGCCAAUGGCAAGCCUGGGCUUGCAGCCCCAGUGCCUGUGCACAUGGAGUCAAGGAGAACUCCAGGGGAAAUGUGAUAACCCAGUCUUGCAUCAUGUAAUGCUACCUCAUGUUUAGGAUCAUGUGGAUUAUCUUGCUCUUACAGUACUAAGGUUCUUAUUCACUGAUGUUUCUCGAGAAAAGAUUGGAACCUUUUAGUCGGUAGAGUUUGUGCUGCAACAACUGUGUUUAGACUGUUCUAUUGCCUCUCUGUUACAUUUGUUACCGCAUUGUACUACUGGUAGUUUUGAACAUUGAGAAUCUAGCUUUGAUCAUUUUAUUGCA
Hordeum vulgare subsp. vulgare (domesticated barley) is the source of this 2146-nucleotide messenger RNA. RefSeq lists its product as uncharacterized. Gene Ontology annotation, cellular component: plasmodesma. The transcript is spliced from 3 exons. The coding region runs from base 1 to 1899 and encodes 632 amino acids. Gene Ontology annotation, biological process: protein folding. The record is from RefSeq and is a predicted model, not a curated record. NCBI's taxonomy places the organism in Eukaryota, Viridiplantae, Streptophyta, Magnoliopsida, Poales, Poaceae.